GCGUCGGGCCCCUAGGCAAGCUUCAUAACAUUGCCGUGUUCAUCCGCAAUUCCACGAUUCACAACGAUGCGUGGGACGACAUUGCGGGAAAGGCACUGGGAAUUGACAAUAUUACGUGGUGGAACUCAUGGUUCAGGCUGCUUGACGCAGCCAUUCGCCAAGAAGGCGCAAUGUCCAUCUUCCUCAACCAGUACCACAAGGAACUGGAGGACGACAUCCUCACCCAUGACGACUGGCAAAUACUCAAAAUGACCCAUGAGUUCUUACAACCGUUUUACCAGGCGACUUUGGAGCAGCAAAUGGAGUGGGCAUCAAUAGACCAGGUGCUGGAGAACAUGGAUAUUCUGUUCAAGCAAUUUGAGGAUGCCAAGCUCAAGUAUAUUGACAACAGACACAUGGUCAACUCCAUCCACAUGGGUUGGUGGGUCCUCUCGAAGUAUUACCGGGAAAGUGACAAGAAUCCAAUAUACGGACCUGUAGCUGCUGCACGGCAACUGUGGGCAAAGUACAAGGACCGGCCGCUUGCGCCGAUACCUUCGACGCAGCCGGAUGAUGAGCGACGAGAGAUAUCGCCGUACGAGCGAAUCAAGCAAUCAAUGAGUGUAUUGGAUGAGCCCGGCGACGAGGAUGAAUUCGAAAAAUUCAUCAAGUCUCCAUGA
This is a messenger RNA of Ilyonectria robusta, 659 nucleotides long. RefSeq lists its product as uncharacterized. Lineage: Eukaryota; Fungi; Ascomycota; Sordariomycetes; Hypocreales; Nectriaceae. The transcript has 3 exons. The record is from RefSeq and is a predicted model, not a curated record. The coding region runs from base 171 to 659 and encodes 162 amino acids.